Vollenhovia emeryi is the source of this 1179-nucleotide messenger RNA. RefSeq lists its product as uncharacterized. Bases 1 to 1179 code for a protein of 392 amino acids. Lineage: Eukaryota; Metazoa; Arthropoda; Insecta; Hymenoptera; Formicidae. The transcript has a single exon. The record is from RefSeq and is a predicted model, not a curated record.
AUGGCGGACGAACCAAAAACGGGCAAGACGGACCGCCCGAAAACCCCGGUGUUGGAAGUGCCGCAGGGAGACCGCACGUCGGGGAGGACGACGUCUCCUGCCCGGCUUCCGACGGAGCUCGCGCUGAAGGUCCGGAUGCAGAUGGGCCGGAUCGCGUCGCUCAGGGAGCUCACAGAGUCGCUGCCGGAUGUCCCGGCACGGACAUCCCUCGAAGAAGUGAGCCAAUUUCAGCUCCUGAUCGAGGAGACGCACAAGGCGUUCAUCAAGGAACACGCUUACUUCGAGAUGUCAUGGCCCUCGGCGCUUAUUCACCACGAGUAUUUCGCUGAGAAUGCUCAUCAGGAAGAGUCGCGGUGCUACAUGCAGGCGCGACGAGUCCUCGGCGUGCUUCGCCACGCAUUGGCAGCCGCUCAGCCCGCUCAACCACAGACCAGCUCAUCGGCCGGCGAGACCCGACAGACGCACUCACGCUUGCCAGACAUCUCACUCCCCAAGUUCACCGGGGAGUAUGCCGCAUGGCCUGCCUUUCGAGAUCUCUUCUCAAGUCUGAUCAUCUCAAACGAGCAGCUCACGAACGUGGAGAGGCUUCAUUACCUCCGUUCGUCGGUGGAAGGCACGCCAGCUCAGCUGAUAUCAGGGUUCUCAAUGGCCGGAGACUCGCUCACGCCGUCCUGGGAUCUUCUCAAGGACAGGUAUGAAAAUAAACGACUGCUCAUUCAUUCCUGCCUUGACAAGAUCUUCGCCAGCUCAACCCCGGUGCCAAGGAAAGCGGCAGCCUUGGACAGUCUGGUUUCGGGGGUAAAGGAGGCGCUGAAAGGACUGGAGGCCCUCGAGAUCAAAGAGAAGCUCGGGGACUGCGCCGUGGUUUAUCAUGUCACGCGACUCCUUGAUCGCGUGACACGCGAGCAAUGGGAGAACGCGAUUGGCGCCACGCGCGAAUAUCCUACGUUCGAGAAGCUCGAGGAGUUCCUGAGCACUCGGAUACGGGCUCUCGAGCGGAUCGAAACCACGACAGCUCAUCCUGGCCCCAGCUCAUCAUCAUCAUCGCCAAGGAAGACGGCAGCUCAUCAGACGACGCAUCAGGGCGACUCAUCUUACCCUUGUGAUUGCUGCAACCAUGGACGUAAUGAAUAUAUGGACGGAACGUUAGGUGUCACGAUGGGCGAGGGGGGUCGUUGA